This is a messenger RNA of Dibothriocephalus latus, 348 nucleotides long. The record is from the annotation of a GenBank genome assembly. NCBI's taxonomy places the organism in Eukaryota, Metazoa, Platyhelminthes, Cestoda, Diphyllobothriidea, Diphyllobothriidae.
GUUAUACUUCAAGCCGAGGCCUCCGCUUGGUCCAACAGCUUCUCUUUGGACAUCGUGGGUAGUUGGGGCCGGGUGCACUGUGAGGACAGUGAAGACAAGUCCUACGAAAUUCCCAUCGAGUGUGCACAAGUUUGUGACACCUCAGAGGGCGCUCCUGGUACCUGGAUUUCAGUCCCUGCGGGUGGUGCUAAACCCUUCUGGCCAGCAGCCGUGGGCUCCAAGAAGAUGUUCAUGAUUUGCCGUCUGGACUCCAGCAUCCUCACUCCAGCCUUCCAACUCUACGAGUCACACAGUGUGCUUUUGCGCCUCAAUAACAAGGUAGGUAACCAUCCUGGGCACUGCCUAUAA